Rhodofomes roseus is the source of this 1737-nucleotide messenger RNA. RefSeq lists its product as uncharacterized. The record is from RefSeq and is a predicted model, not a curated record. The transcript is spliced from 4 exons. NCBI's taxonomy places the organism in Eukaryota, Fungi, Basidiomycota, Agaricomycetes, Polyporales, Fomitopsidaceae. The coding region runs from base 244 to 1350 and encodes 368 amino acids.
GCCCGCGCCGCCUCCUGUGCAACGCCGCGAGCCGCACACCCUGCCCGUCGCACGCCCUUGCCCCGCACACCCUGCCCGCUCGACCCUCCUCUCACGUGUCAGGUUUCGCGUACGGAUUCGUAUGCGAAACGGGCGCACAGGCCACUCGCGCGCACACGCACACGAGUCGCGCGGACACGUGACCAGCGGCCGUCGAGCGCCGUCCGUCGCGCGCGCGCGGGUCUGCUCGCAACCUGGUCCAGCAUGCCCACGCAACCGCCGCUGGCCGAAAGCACACCCGAUGAAGAGCUACUCCUCGCUGACCUGUCCGCGGUCCUAUCCUCUCUCAAGCGGCUGCGUCCCUUGGCUCCCUCUGCAUCUCCCGAAGCCCGCUCAGUCAGACGCCGCCUGGGCUCCACUGUAGCUGACUUGAUCCCUGCGGUGAACACCUGCGUGCAACAAGGCUUCUUCCCCGGCGACGAUGGCGGCGACACCGAGCCCGCCCCGACUGUGCGCGCACCGUCCACCGUCCUCCGCCGGCUCGAAAAGAUCUGCAAACACGACGGGUCUGUCCCGCUUCCGACGUCAGCAAUGGUCAAUGUCAUCGCCGCCCUCCCCCCAGGAUCACACGCUACCGCGGAAGACGCAGGGCUGGCGAUACUGCUGAGAGGGUACGAGGACGCGGAACUCGCAGAAUGGCAACGUGUCCUAGAACCCCUGCGGCAGGCCCUCCCGUCAUCCGCCGAGUUUCGUGCUGGCGCUGCAAAGGCUGCUCAUCAACCAGACGUCGGACAACGCCUCGUCGAAAGACAUGCGACUCUGGAGACGUUCAGCGCUGCUAGACAACGCUCCCACAUGCUCCAUCUCAUCCUGCAACAUGUCGAAGUGCUCAAAUUCGCAUCCGACUGGUGCGCGCGCACCGGCAAGGGUAGCCGAGCCUACAAGCGAAACUUCAACCGCUCGACCUUCCGCCAGCUGCCGCACAUCCAACCACAGCUGCAGGGGCUCAGCCGCAAAGACAUCGACAACCAACUGAACGGGCCGCUCAACACCGAGCUCACGCAGUGGAUCCGACGGAACGAGCCCGUGAUCACCGCACGCAACCGCCUGCUCGAAAUGUACAACCAUUUUGGCGCGCUCAUAUUGCUUGACCCACUCUGGGACGUCGCGCACCUUGCGCUCCAUCGCUCGUCCACCUUUGCCGACGUAUACCGCGCCCUUGCCAACGCUACGCCCGCGCACGAUCGGCGCGCCCGCCACGAGCUUGCCUCUCGCGUCCUGCUCUCAGUCGUGGCGACCUUGGGUGAGGCAGACGACGCGGCGUUUGUACAAGCCUUUCUCAGGGACUAUACCCCUGCCAGUAUGUCCUAGAAUGUCGUGGAUUCUGUAUGCAAGGAAACAAUGCAAGGCCCGUUUGUAUCGUGACUUUCCCUGUAUGCAUGCACCGCGCGGUCCUCAACCGGCGGCCGCCCAUCGCGCUCGGCUCGUUCGGGUUCCUCACCAACUUCGACUUUGCGGACUGCCGCGCGGUCAUGGACGGCGUACUCGACAGCGGUAUCCGCGUCACGCAUACCCACCCCGCCAUGUACAGUUUGCGCAGGCAAACGAGUCGUCGAGUGGGUCGCUUGCGUCAUUCGACUCGUGCAAUGGUGCCGCAGCAGUGACACCGGCGCCGCCUUUCUGGCGCGAAUUGAGGAGGAGGGUCAGAGACGGCUUCACCAUCGCCUCCGCUCUCAGCAACACUGCGAUCGACCGUGU